Salvelinus namaycush (lake trout) is the source of this 2765-nucleotide messenger RNA. RefSeq names its product protein ATP6V1FNB. Lineage: Eukaryota; Metazoa; Chordata; Actinopteri; Salmoniformes; Salmonidae. The transcript has 3 exons. The record is from RefSeq and is a predicted model, not a curated record. Bases 1936 to 2484 code for a protein of 182 amino acids.
GAGAGGGAAGGAGAGAGGCUGAGGUCCUGUAGCAGAGGGAAAGAGAGAGGCUGAGGUCCAGUAUCAGAAGGAAAGAGAGGCUGAGGUCCAGUAUGAGAGUUAAAGGGAGAGGCUGAGGUCCAGUAUGAGAGUUAAAGGGAGAGGCUGAGGUCCAGUAUGAGAGUUAAAGGGAGAGGCUGAGGUCCAGUAUGAGAGUUAAAGGGAGAGGGAGAGGUCCAGUAUGAGAGGCUGAGGUCCAGUAUGAGAGUUAAAGGGAGAGGCUGAGGUCCAGUAUGAGAGGCUGAGGUCCAGUAUGAGAGUUAAAGGGAGAGGCUGAGGUCCAGUAUGAGAGUUAAAGGGAGAGGCUGAGGUCCAGUAUGAGAGGCUGAGGUCCAGUAUGAGAGUUAAAGGGAGACAGGAUAUUAGUUUAAAGAUUAUAUUGAGUAGAACGUCCUUAGAUAUAGUCUCAAAUAUUUUAUAUUUUUUAAGAGCAACGGGGCUGGCAGGUAGUAUUUAGUUUCUCCGUCUCUGGGAUUCUUUAAUCAGUUUGACUCGUUGGACAGGUCAGAGUCUGUUUGAAGGUGUUGAGUGGUUUUUUAGCUACUGUAAUUGAGUACUGACAGUGUCUUCUGUGGAAGGUGCAAGUUACCUGAAAUAUAUAAUCUAGCAAUGUUCAUCACAAACCAAAUUCAUGCCUUUAGCUGUUGAAAAUUGUUUUAUUAUUUUUCAGGGGAUAAUGGCCCUGGACCCCACUACCGGUUUUGGGCUAAACCCCUAAAUGUCUUAAAAUCCUAGAAACGCCCCUGGUUAUUGAACUCAACCUGCAGGAGGUUUGUUUGUUGUGAUUGAGUGGGGGACAGCUUUAGGGGGACAGCUUUAGGGGGGCAGCUUUAGGCAAGGCUCUGACAGAUGGGUGUGUCUUGGUGGUGGCAAGGACACAGCCAAGAAACACCCACAUUAAAUGUCAGCUUCAAAUGGGUAGGGACGUCCCAAGGAUCCCGGAUAGCAAGGAUAGUGGAUGGCAUACCAGUCUUGGCAAACAUGCACACACCUUUAAAAAAACAGUGUUGCCUGGGUAAAUCAGUUCUCUUCUAUAUAGACGGUAUGCACCGGUUUCCAGACCCAUAUUAAGCCAAUUCCUGGAAUAAAAAUGGAGAUUCUCUUGAAGUAUCAUUGCUCAGCAGGGACCACAGUAUGCAGACUCACAGAGAGAAAACACUACUUUAACACUACAGCGCCAUCAUCUGGACUGGAAGCAGAACUGCUCUCACUCGUUCUGUAUAUGCUGUGUUCCGUCAUGUUCUGUAGUUCUGUCAGCUGGCUGGUGGGGGCACUGUGAGGCUGGCUGGUAAAAUGAAAUCUGUUUUCUAGACACACACACACACACACACACAAAGGCACCUGUCUGGAACGUUCUGGUCUCUGAUUGGUUAACCAUAGAGGGAGAGAGAGAGAAACCUGACAAACUGUUCUUAGGUUUCUGAAUCUGAGCCACAAGGUUAGGUUUCUGACUGAGAUAAUACCUGUGGAAAAGCAGACAGACUUCUGGUUCAGUGAGGGAGAAGAUAAAUAUUCCAGAAGUCUCCACUCUGAAACCAACCAGGACAGGACACUAGAACAGCAGAACCAGCCAACCAGUGCAGCAACAGCCUAUUCUACAGACCGGUCAGAACAGUAAAGGACAUUCUAGACCAGAAACUAGCAUUCUAGAACAGAACAGGGCAUUUUAGAACAGGACAGGACACUCUAGAAGAGGUACAGGACAUUCUAGAACUGGACAGAACACUCUAGAAGAGUACAGGACAUUCUAGAAGAGGUACAGGACAUUCUAGAACUGGACAGAACACUCUAGAAGAGUACAGGACAUUCUAGAAGAGGUACAGGACAUUCUAGAACUGGACAGAACACUCUAGAAGAGUACAGGACAUUCUAGAACUGGACAGAACACUCUAGAGGAUGAGGAACCUCCUGACCACCGAGAACCAGAACUGUUACCGGGAGCAGAUAGAGAAGGAGUUCUACGCCCGGCUGGCCUGGAAGAGCCGCUACGGACGAGACUACACCACCAGCUUCGUCUCCCGCAGGGCCAAUGAGCAGGUAGGGCUGAGGCUCCCUGAGCUCCCCCUGACCACCACUAAGACCAUCCUGCCACCUGUGCUAUCUACCCUGGAGAGGAGGAGAGAGGCUGCAGUGCCCAUGGACAGGUCACUGAGCGAGGCUCCUCUGAUGAGAGCAGUGACACCCCAGACCAAGGAAUCUCUCUACCAGGGUUUUUCCAAGGAGGGGAAGGGGCGCAGCCUGUACCUCCACACACGCACCCAGAAAGGCCCAGAGGAGAGGUUUGACUACCCUCUACUGUCUUCCUGGGACUACGGAUGGAGACUGGGUGACUAUGGAAGAGACUACAGGUCGCCAGCCAAUGGAAGAUCAGGAGUCGUGAGGAACACUUUUUACGCCAGGAAUGGAAUUUUCAAUUUUCCCUCCGAAACUGAUCGCCUUGGAUGACGAGGCUUCAUUUUUCAGCUGUUUUUUAUACUUUAUGAUUUUGAUGAAGAAUAACUUUCAUUUGUUUUCACUGUAUGAGGAUGCUAUCUUCGUUUGAUUUAUAACAAAUAUAUUCUCUUCUAUAGGAUAAACAGUUGUGUGUUAGCUAUAAAUAAUGUUCAUAUGCCAUUCUUAUGAAAACACUGUUACUUUACAUAUACACACUGUUAUAACUGUUGGAGACAAUGUGUUGUUAUAAUAACAUAUGUUUGGAUAAAACUUUUUCUAGUCAUUUGCUGUCA